This is a messenger RNA of Chanos chanos (milkfish), 2671 nucleotides long. It is a transcript of the gene rars1, whose product is annotated as arginyl-tRNA synthetase 1. The transcript has 15 exons. Gene Ontology annotation, biological process: arginyl-tRNA aminoacylation. Bases 85 to 2067 code for a protein of 660 amino acids. Gene Ontology annotation, molecular function: ATP binding; arginine-tRNA ligase activity. Lineage: Eukaryota; Metazoa; Chordata; Actinopteri; Gonorynchiformes; Chanidae. Gene Ontology annotation, cellular component: cytoplasm. The record is from RefSeq and is a predicted model, not a curated record.
GCAGUUACACACCAGCAAACUCUGUUAGUCAAGUUAGUGGCUUUAGCUUCUGUAGACUGAAAUUUAGCAAUAAUCCUUUGAAAAAUGGGAGAUCUAGUGGCUGAAUACACGUCUCGACUCCAAAGACAGGAAAAUGAAAUCAAGUCUCUUUCAGCCGAGAUAGAAAGUCUUAAAAACCCCCAGAAUGUGGGUUCUUUAUCACAUUUGGAUGAGUUAAGGGAAGAAAAUGCCAGACUGAAGUAUCGCCUCAAUAUUCUAAAGCGGAGCCUUCAGGAAGAGCGGAGCGAAUGCAAUAAGAGCAUGGUGAAUAUUAACCAGCGCCUCCAGGAGGUUUUUGGAGACGCGAUCCGCGCUGCCUAUCCGGACCUGGACAACCCUCCGCUCGCCGUGACCCCCAACCAGCAGGCCAAGUUUGGAGACUACCAGUGUAACAGCGCCAUGGCUAUGGCUCAGAUGAUGAAAGCUAAAGGAGUGAAAGUGAACCCCAGAGACAUCGCCGAGAAGAUUGUCCAGAACAUUCCCGAAAAUGAGUUAAUUUUGAAGACGGAAAUCGCCGGACCAGGGUUUAUCAACAUUCAUCUCCAGAGGUCAUUUGUGUCAAAAUUACUGACGAACCUGCUGGUAAAUGGGGUCCAGCCACCGCCUCUCGAGAGGAGGAAGAAGGUGGUGGUGGACUUUUCCUCGCCAAACAUCGCCAAAGAGAUGCACGUGGGCCACCUCCGCUCCACCAUCAUCGGAGACAGCAUGUGCCGUCUCUUUGAGUUUCUGGGCUACGAGGUUUUAAGGCUGAAUCACGUAGGGGACUGGGGAACGCAGUUUGGCAUGCUCAUCGCCCACUUGCAAGACAAGUUUCCAAACUAUCUGACCGUUUCUCCACCUAUUGGGGACCUGCAGGCCUUUUACAAAGAAUCGAAAAAGCGAUUUGACGAUGAUGAAGAGUUUAAGAAGAGAGCGUACCAGUGUGUGGUGCGACUGCAGAGCAAAGAGCCGGACUUCAUCAAAGCCUGGAACCUCAUCUGUGACGUGUCCAGGAACGAGUUUCAGAAAGUUUAUGACUGCCUGGACAUUCGCAUCAUCGAGAGAGGAGAGUCCUUCUACCAGGAUCUCAUGACCGCCGUUGUAAAGGAGUUUGAGGACAAAGGUCUGGUGGAGUUGGAUGAGGGGAGGAAAAUCGUGUUUGCUCCAGGCCAGUCCAUCCCACUGACCGUGGUGAAGUCCGACGGCGGUUACACGUACGACACCUCUGACCUGGCCGCCCUGCAUCAUCGUCUCUUUGAGGAAAAAGCCGAUGUCAUCAUCUAUGUCACGGACAGCGGACAGGGAAUGCACUUCCAGGUGGUGUUUGCCGCGGGACAGAUGAUUGGCUGGUACGAUCCCAAAGUGACCCGAGUGGAACACGCUGGUUUCGGAGUGGUACUGGGAGAGGAUAAGAAGAAAUUUAAGACCCGCUCAGGUGACACCAUCAGGCUGAUGGACUUGUUGGAGGAAGGAUUGAAAAGAGCGAUGGAUAAGCUGAAAGAAAAGGAAAGGGAUAAAGUGUUGACGCCCGAGGAGCUGACCAAAGCCCAGAGGGCGGUCGCGUUCGGUUGUAUCAAGUACGCCGACCUUUCGCACAACCGCAUCAACGACUACGUCUUCUCCUUCGACAAGAUGCUCGACGACAGGGGCAACACGGCGGCCUACCUCCUCUAUGCCUUCACCAGGAUCAGGUCCAUCGCUCGCCUGGCUAACUUGGACGAGUCGGUGCUGCGGGACGCGGCCAAGAGCACCUCCAUCAUCCUGGAGCACGAGAGAGAGUGGAAGCUUGGCAAGUGUAUCCUGCGCUUCCCCGAGAUCCUGCAGCGGAUCCUGGACGACUUGUUCCUUCACACGCUCUGCGACUACCUCUACGAGCUGGCCACCACCUUCACAGAGUUCUACGACAGCUGCUACUGCGUGGAGAAAGACAGGCAAACAGGGGAGGUAGUCAAAGUAAACAUGUGGCGAAUGCUCCUGUGUGAGGCCACGGCAGCCAUCAUGGCCAAAUGCUUCGACAUCCUGGGAAUCACCCCCGUGGAGAGGAUGUAGCCGAAACGAAAGUCGACCGAAACCAACCUCCACGAUUAACCUCGGUUUGUACUUCGCCGCAGACCAACCCGAAAAACCGAAAACAACUCCUCGUAUUUAAAAAAGGAAAAAGAAAGAGAAAGGUGUUUGGCUCCGAGCUCAUACUUCUUCACGUAAACUGGUAAGAGUGCCCAACCAAAGAGUGAUGGAUGGCGGUAGCGCCAACCGAAAAAUCGCCUCGAUGAUUCAGAGCCUUAUCCGGCUUUAUCUGGGCUUUUUUUUUUUUUUUGGUCCUCGUCUCGUCCUGUCCCGGAACGGUAACGAGCGAUGCCAGACCCUCGUGCAACGCAAUGAAUCCAAACACGCAGCUGUUUGAAUUUAUUCGACUAAUUGAUCUGCAAACGACUCUGUCAGGCGGCGUGGAUGAACAGACUCUAUGGCGCUCUGAUGUCACGGAAACCAUUCAUAAUCCACUAAGGGCCGACUGGCUUCGUCUGGAUGGGGGACGCCUCAUUCUUCAAUGCAUAUUAACAAAUAAAUAAUAAAAACAAACAAACAAAAAAAAAACAACAAAAAAGAAAAGCAACUCUAAUUCUCAAGAGGGUUGUUAUUCAAUAAAAAAUUU